ACCAAACAUGGUUGUGUUGUGAAAUCGAAUGCCAUUUGAUAAAUUAAAAAUGAAUGUUAUUAACAGUGGGCCAGGAACAUUGCCCGAAGCAAUGGAGCUGGAUAACCUGAUGAGAUGUCCAAUAUGUUUUGAUCACUUCAAUACAGCCAUGAUCCUACCAAGUUGUUCACAUAAUUACUGUUCCUUGUGCAUCAGGAAAUAUUUUCAGUUCAAGACAAAGUGUCCUAUGUGUGGUAUGCCUGCAGCUGACCCUGACCUUAGAAAUAAUAGAAUAUUGGACAGCAUUGUGAAACAGUUUCUCGAAUUCAGGAAAAAGGUUGUAUUGAUACUGAAUAAGAAGCCAGCAGAUCAGUUGCAAUCUGGUGUAACGUUAACCAGUCCUGUAUCUUGUCCUGGUAACAAGGCCUUUUCUUCAUCCUCAAAGCAUACUAUACAUACGGUUUGUAUAAUAAGUUUUUUCUGAAAUUAGCGGUGCAGAAAGUACUCGUCCACUCGCCAAAUGCAAGUAAAAAUUCUGACGGACGAGCUAAAAAAUGCAACUACC
Gigantopelta aegis is the source of this 544-nucleotide messenger RNA. RefSeq names its product E3 ubiquitin-protein ligase RAD18-like. Lineage: Eukaryota; Metazoa; Mollusca; Gastropoda; Neomphalida; Peltospiridae. The record is from RefSeq and is a predicted model, not a curated record. Gene Ontology annotation, cellular component: nucleus; Rad6-Rad18 complex. The coding region runs from base 29 to 463 and encodes 144 amino acids. The transcript has 5 exons. Gene Ontology annotation, molecular function: single-stranded DNA binding; ubiquitin protein ligase activity. Gene Ontology annotation, biological process: DNA damage tolerance; protein monoubiquitination.